CUAUGUGCGCUCAAAUGUAAACAUGCAUUAAUUAACGUGUAAUUUUCGUUGUUUUGGAUUAAUUGCCACAUCUGACAUAAAUAUUAAUUUGACCAUUGAAAGGGAUUGAAACAUUGGACUUUUGGGCAAGAAAUCAAGCGCUCUUUUUCUGUGCCAUUCAGUUUUAGAGACUCAACAGCAUAUGACUUGUCAAGAUAUAGGACAGAGUGAUGUCAGACCAAGUGAUGUCAGACGGAGUGAUGUCAGACGGAGUGAUGUCAGAGCAUGUGACCUUGACUGCUGAUAAAGAAGAGUCUUUGUUGAGGGGUUACAUACCAUGGGAUCACCAUCUUCUGGACACCUUGAAGUCAGACAAAAAGAUUGACCAGAUCAACUUCGCAGGAAAUGGAUACUUUAAUGAUGGCCUCCUUCACAUGAUACUGGACCAUGGUGCCAACAAAGGCUCAUUCAAGGAAUUGACCAGCAUCAACCUGCUAGGAUGCGAGCAUGUGACAGAUCACGGGAUGCGUUGCCUAGCAACAGUUCUACAGGAAGCUGUUAAUCUGAGAGAGGUGAAUCUGGAUGGCUGCAAGAGAUUGUCAGACGACACUUUUGCCAUGCUGGAAAACAUCACCCAUAGCAACAAGACUCUUAGUUGCUACAUGCGCGGGACUGACCUUGUGUAUCUCACUGGGAUCAAGAAGAUUAAAACUCAUGGAUGUCCCAAAAUUACUGCAGACAAAAAAUCACACGACAAUAUUGAAGGCCACAUACUCCUUGUACCUGAGCCAGGUAUGAAGAACUCUUUUGCGGAAUUCUUGUACUCUGGGACUAUGACAGAGAGGAACGCAUCAGGGACCCUUCACAGAUCAGAUCUCACAGUGAACGACUCCAAAUUGACGCUGACAGAGUUAUCUCCCUCCAAUGUGGUGUUUGAACAUCUGACCUGUCUGCCCUUGAGUCAAGUGGUGAUACCUGUGGACGCAGCAUCAGAACCAGCCGACAUCACCAGGCAUGUGAUGGACACGAUUUCACAAGUGGUUGCCAAGGAGCCAAUAUGGGUGCCCUAUCCAGAAACAUCGAGUUCACUCGACCAGAGUUCCAAAAGGCCAUUUCUGUGCACCCACAUCCUCACGGGAUUGAAUCUUAAACAAGCAGGCCCAGAAUUAACUCUUCAUAACAUUCCCAAACAUGAUGUCACCAAGAUAGGCGUGUGGGUAUCUAGUGAGAGGCUGACCCGUUCACACCCAUCCUUUAAGCUGUGGGCGCCCAAAAUGGAAGACGAGUCGGGCCUUUUGAUUGGCUGCUUAUAUGAUCUUCUGUAUUGUGACAAUAAUCCGAUUAACUCCAAGUCGGAAUAUGGUGGAUUUCUUGAUGGCAUAGAAAUGAAGGAAGAUAUGACAGUAGAGUUUGGCGUGGAGGGUAAUUGGCUUUCAGAAUAUGUUCCAGCCAGUGAUGCAGAAUUUUACUACAUGAAAAAUGGAGUAAAGAGUUCGGGAAAAUUAGCUGAAGAUAUGCCAUACCUCAAACCUUGUGGAUCGAUGUACCCUCUUGUGUCAGUAGUAAGCAAGACAGAAAACAUGGCAAUUAUGCCUCCAUUUAUACAGCCUCCUAAGGAGUUGAGUGAACGAUGGCAAAAGGAAGAUCGCUGGAUUGAAAAAUCAUUCACAGAAAAUUGUCUGAUAGACAGAAAUGGGAUCCUUACGUAUACUCCUUCGUACAAAUCAUUCCCGGGGGGCCAAUUCAGAGGCAGAAGUCUCGCUUUUGAAGAACACAGAGAGUUCCAGGUUGAGAUCAUAAAUUUACCAACAGACGAUUCACCAGUCGAACUGGCCAUUGGAUUAACUGCUGAGAGGGAUGAGAAUCAACAUUACAUUGUUAGUAUAUCAGCAACGUUGGAUCCUGUCUCAAAAGGCGUGUCUGUCAGUUCUACGUGCAUUCAGAGCAUACAUGACGGCAGUACGAAAAAUGUCACUUUAAUGGACGUAGGGUUUAAAGUUGGCGAUGUUUUCAAAGUCAAAUGGAUGCCUCUUUCUAGUGAUGGGAAAAAUGAAGUCUCGUUUUAUGCUGGAGCACAAAAGCUGGUAACGGUGGAUGUGGAGUUUCCUACAGACCAGAACAUCAUGCCAUUGGUUUCAUUCAAAUGUCAAGAUAACACAUCUGUGGUGAAGCUACUGAACUACAGGCCAAAUUAUCGUGCUCCGGCUCCAUUAAGGAACAAGAUAACGCUGGGACGGGCUCAUUAUUGCAAUGUGAUGGACGACGGACAAAUCAUUUAUAAGACCAACGUGGACAAGGAAAGUGGGUCAACAACGUACUUUGGGCACUUCAUAAGCAAGACACCAUUCAAUAGGGAGUUGCUGGAAUUUUCCGUCAAGGUGAUGGAGAUGGAUGAUGGAAGGUUGUUUGGAAUAGGCAUCAGUGAACCUGACGUGACGACCAAAGAAGUUUUCAUAGGUUGGUUACCAGGCACUGUCGGUUACCAUGCGGACAACGGGCAGUAAGUGGAAAUCAGGCUCUUAAACUUUGCUUAACCCUUUACCACUCAGUAACACACUUGCCCUUUUCCACUCAGAUACACGCUUGCCUUUACCACUCAGAUACACACUUGCCUUUUACCACUCAGACACACACUUGCCUUUUACCACUCAGAUACACACUUGCCUUUUACUACUCAGAUACACACUUGCCCUUUACCACUCAGACACACACUUGCCUUUUACCACUCAGAUACACACUUGCCUUUUACCACUCAGAUACACACUUGCCUAUUACCACUCAGAUGCACACUUGCCUUUUACCACUCAGAUGCACACUUGCC
Molecule: messenger RNA, 2800 nt
Organism: Dreissena polymorpha
Lineage: Eukaryota; Metazoa; Mollusca; Bivalvia; Myida; Dreissenidae
Exons: 20
Coding region: 210-2483 (757 amino acids)
Source: RefSeq, a predicted model, not a curated record